GGGGUAACCAAAAUUUCUCUUUUCAAAGUAUUGCUCACUCUACUGCGAAACGCGGUUUUGGACCCCAAUCCCAUUCCUAUAUAAGUACCCAUCUUUCCUUGCAAAUUAAAACAUAAACACAUUCCCAUGGCUACUCACAGAGUUGCUAGUUUCGUUUUCUUUGUGUUAUUAGGUUUAAAUAUAUCUUCUGCUACCAGAGUCCUCCUCUCUCAUGAUGAAGAAGUUACUCACUCACUGAAAACGGGCUAUGUUGCUGGACAUGGCGUUGGAGCCGGUGUUGGCGUUGGUGUUGGUGUUGGUGGGGGACAUGGUGGUGGAGGGGGCUCUGGGGGUGGUGGUGGAUAUGGAACUGUAGGAGAAGGUGGAUAUGGAGGAGGUGCUGGUUCUGGAGAAGGUGGUGGUGCUGGAUAUGGAGGUGCUGCUGGACAUGGUGGUGGAGGUGGCAGUGGUGGUGGCGGUGGUGCUGGUGGGGGAGCUGCUGGAUAUGGAGGUGGGGCUGGUGAAGGUGGUGGCGCUGGAUAUGGUGCUGGUGGAGGAAAGGGUGCUGGAGGUGGUGCUGGUGGAGGUGGUGGAAGUGGUGGUGGGGGAGGUGCUGGUGGAGGUGGUGCUGGAUAUGGAGGUGGAUCCGGAGGUGGAUAUGGAGGUGGUGGUGCGGGUGGCGCUGGAGGAGGUGGUGGGAGUGGUGGAGGAGGGGGUGGUGGUUCUGGUGCUGGGGGAGCACAUGGGGGUGGUUAUGGAAGUGGUGGAGGAGAAGGAGGGGGUUACGGUGGGGGAGCUGGAGGUGCUGGAGGAGGUGGUGGCGGAGGCUCAGGUGGCGGUGGUGGAUAUGGCGCAGGAGGUGCACAUGGAGGUGGCUAUGGGGCUGGGGGUGGAAGUGGUGAAGGUGGCGGCCAUGGUGGCGGCGGCUAUGCCCCUUAAAGUUGAGGAAACCUUAACCUCAUUACACUUCUACAACACCUUAAGCCAUAGUAUCUUACUUUAAUAAUAUAAAAAAUAAGGUUGAAUUUGGUUAAGAAAAAAGGGAUAUGAAUGUGCGUGUACCGCAAGAAACUAUAUUUAUAUAUACAUGAAUGCCAGUUUGAAUGAAGUAAAGUUUUAUUAUAUGAUUUA
This is a messenger RNA of Pistacia vera, 1110 nucleotides long. Its product is annotated as glycine-rich cell wall structural protein 1.8-like. The coding region runs from base 127 to 918 and encodes 263 amino acids. NCBI's taxonomy places the organism in Eukaryota, Viridiplantae, Streptophyta, Magnoliopsida, Sapindales, Anacardiaceae. The transcript has a single exon. The record is from RefSeq and is a predicted model, not a curated record.